CUUCUCCCGGGGACACCGCCCGUCUUCCCGGGACUUCUCGUCCCCCCUCCCGGGGACACCGCCCCUCUUCCCGGGACUUCUCGUCCUCCCUCUUGGGGACACCGCCCGCUCCUCUCUUCCCCAGGACGCGGCGCCCCGUCCUUCCGGGGACAUCCCCUCUCUGCCCCUCAGGACAGCGUCUCCCGGGCCGCCACCCCCCGCCGCUCUUUCCUGGGACUCCGCCUCCUCCCCGGGACGCCCCUACUCCCCGUGUCCGCCUGUCCGCUGGCCCCUCUUUCCACCGAGUACAGCUGAGCCCGGCGGCCAGCCAGGCGUGCACGCUGUCCUUCCGCCCUCUUGUAGAGUGGCCCGUCCCUUGCCUUCCCAUGUUCCUGCCUGUGCCGCCGCGGCCGCCCGGUCACCCUGCCCCUGCUAGCUCUGCACCUGGCCUCCAGGUGGCUCCCCAGGCCCACAUCGGGUCUCCUCAGAAGAGCCAGCAGCAGCUCACUCUCGUGAUCUCCAGAGGCUGAGCCUUGUGGAUUUCUAAGGAAUAGUAUUGGCCAUGGGAAAAAUAUCACAGUCACAUUUGGGAAAAGCUCUCUUAAACGUAGACAGUUUCCCUUAACAUGGGUGUCGCUAAAGGCAGCCAUCACUGCAGCGUCUCCUGUGAUUGCAGAGCUGCCGUUAACAUUUGCUUGUUGCAUUUUUUCCCUAUGCUCGCUGAAAAGGCCUGUCAGCCUCGCCGGGCCGCUCACCUUGAAUUGUUACAUUUCAGUGUCCAGGGGGUCAUUUCACAGGGGCUGGGGCACGACGACCCAGCCUCACCCCCCACCCCGUGCCCAGCAUACAGUGGAGCUCAGUAAAUGUUUGUUAAGAGAACCGAGAACUGUGAAGUCCUAGGCGGUCGCUUAGCGUCGGCAUUCGUGUUUCUAGGUAUGGAUCAAAGGCUUUUAGAGUUGGUGGAGGACCUCACAACUUCUGGGGAACCCCAGCUGAACCCUGAGAAAAUGAAAGAGCUGAAGAAAAUUUGCAAGUCUUCGGAGGAGCGGCUGAGCCACGCCUACCACCUGCUGAUGACGCAGCUGCGCCAGGAGCACGCGGAGAUCCGCCUCUCCGCCUUCCAGGUGGUGGACGAGCUCUUCGUCCGCUCGCAGCACUUCAGGACACUGGUCGUUUCCGACUUCCAGGCGUUCCUGGAGCUCACGUUGGGCACUGACCACAAGCAGCCGCUGCCGCCCCCCAAGGAGGUGGCCCGGAGGCUGCGGCAGGCUGCGGCCCGGGCCGUGCAGGGGUGGAGCGAGAAGUUCGGCGCAGCCUACAAGAAGCUCGCCUUGGGCCACCACUUCCUGAAACACAGCCACCAGGUAGACUUUGCAGACGUGGACGUGAGGACUCCGGUGGAGAGAAGGCGAGGAGAGGAGCAGCAGAGGCACAGGGACAGGCUGUACCGGGGGCGGGCCGAGCAGGCGGUGCGGGAGAUGGCAGAAAUGGCGGAGGAGGCGCGACACUGCCUCACUGAGGUGGACAACUGCUUCCGGCUGCUGCUGCCCUUCGACUUCGGGCCUGGCCUGCCGGCCGCCCUGCCGGCCACGGCUGCGGCUGCGCCGGAGGAGGGCGCCCACGACCUUGGGCCCGAGGACGAGGCGCAGCCGUGCUGCAGCAAGACCCUGUGUGCCCGAGCUCGCCCCCCGGCAGCCACCGUCACAGGCGCCCCCUCGCAGAGUGCCGAGGACAAGGACGAAGAUGAGGACAGCGACCAGGAAGCGUUCGUGCGGCAGCACGGGCUGGGCUCCCACAAGUACACGCUGGACCUGGAGCUCUCCUCAGACGGCCUGAGGGUGCGUGAGGAUGAGGACAACGGCCCUGUCCUGCAGUCCGCCCGGGACGCACUCAAGCUCAUCCAGAACAAGUUCCUGCCGGCCGUGUGCACCUGGCUGCAGCUCUUCACCCGUGCAGGGACUCAGGGCGGGCACUUAGAGGCCGCCAUCGACCUGAAGGCGGAGCUGGAAGCCGCCCUGAGGAAGUCCAGGGAGCUGGCCAUCGAGCCCGAGGGGGUGCGCAGGACGGAGACGGCGGCCCUGGAGGACCAGGACGAGGACGAGGACGAGGACGACUUCGUGGAGGUCCCAGAAAAGGAGGGCUACGAAGCCUGCGUCCCCGCCCACCUGUGGCCCGAGGAUGGGCCGCAGAAGGACCAGGCUGCACGGGGCCCGCAGGCCAGGAUGAGGACGAGGAUGGACGAGGAGGCCUGCGACCCCACCUCUGCAGCCUCCCAGCUCCAGUGGCUCCGGGGCCGCCCGCCCCCACCCCCGCGCCCCAGGGCCGCCCUGGAGCCAGAGGAAGCUGGGAGGCUGGCGGCAGAGCGGGCCCGGGCUCCCGUUGUGCCCUUCGGGGCCGACCUGUGCUACUGGGGCCAGGAGCAGCCGGAGGCCGGGGAGGUCCACAGACCCGAGUCUCAGCACCGCUUCUGGAAGCCGAGUGAGGUGGACACGGAGGUGGACUGCGCCCGCGCGCUCGAGGGGCUCCGGACCCGCCGCAUCGCCUUCGCGGGGACGUUCGAGCCCGUGCAGCACCGGUGCCGUGCCCCGAGGCCGGACGGCCAGCUCUGUGAGCGCCAGGACCGGCUGAAGUGCCCAUUCCACGGGAAGAUCAUCCCCAGAGACGAUGCCGGGCAGCCCCUCGACCCGGAGGACCGGGCGCGGGAGCAGAGGCAGCAGCUGCAGAGGCAGGCCGAGCGCCCAGGUAGGCCUGCGGGCGGGCGGGCCCCGGAGUCACCCACGCAGCCCCUUGGAGUCUGCGGGGUCCCCUGUUACCCCCAGCCUGGUUGUUUGGGGGGUGCACUGCCCACGGGGGCUCACAGCAUGCUCGGGCUUCUGGUGGGGCGUCUUCCUGCAGCUCUUGACGGAGGCGUGAGCGGGCGCCGCCUGCCGCCGGCUGGCUGGUUGGGUUUGGGUUCCUGGCCACGUGAGUGCAGGUCUGGGCAGAUGGGCAGGCGUGCACAGUAUUCUAUUGGGGUCCUCGUCGGGGCCCCCCAUUUUCUGUCCAGUGGGCUUCAGCCACCUGAGUUAUUCUUAGGACAGUCCAGAGGCGCAGCUUGUGUAGGUGCCAUGCCGCAGGCUGGCGGCCGCUGGCCCAGCGGGGCCCCGAGCAGCAGGCCUGGCUGGCGACUUGCAGAGUGGCCGUCACUGCUGGGCGAAACCCUUGAGCAGCGGCCAGCACCCGCCCAUCCCCCGUCACCAGCGAGCCAGGUGGCCCUGUGUCAGAGAGGGGUUGCGGCUCAGGCAGCCACGGGAGUGGAUCUGGGCUCGGCCAGGGCCGGCGGGAGAGGCAGGGGCAAGAAGAGGCGGCAGUCCGGGCUGACCAACCUGAAGCAGCAGGCCAACACCGCCCGCACACGCAUCGCCAAGAAGAUCUUCGCUAAGGCGGCCGUGCAGAGGGUGGUCACAGCCAUGACCCAGAUGGACCAGAAGAAGCAUGAGAAGUUCGCAAACCAGUUUAACUACGCGCUGCACUAGAGGGUGGGCCAGGUGGCCACGGCCAUCAUCGCUGGUCCCCCGGCAGCUCCCGGGGCGGGACAGCGGGCGGCCCCACUGUGUGCGCCCAGUGUGCGGAGGCGCUGAUUAAAAUGCCCGGGUGCGGGCCUCCCCUGCCCUGAGGCCGCUGCUGUCGUGGUCACUGGUCUGGCCGCUGGAAGGCCCUUGGAGCCCGGAGGGUGAACUUGGGCCGUCAUGUUCCUUGUGGGCAUCGUGCAAAGCCCGUGCGCUUUGUGAUGUGGUUCAGUCGGUGGCAUGCACCCUCAGCUUGACAUGCAGAGUGACUGCUGCCCCCACCCCCAGCCCCCAGCCUUCUGCGGGGUGGCGACUCAGGGCGGCUGGGAAAGCCCACACUUUUAUGUAAGCACUGUUUUCACACUGUCACAGCUGUGUCCCCAACACAGGCCGUCCUGGGUGGCCUCCGUUGGGCAGAGGACUGCUCCUCUCUGUUCGCAGACACGGUGUCCGUGUGGGGCGAGUCACAGCCCGUAGCGUCCACUCUCUUAAAAGUGCGCAGGUCAGUGGCAUCCACUGCGUUCAUGGAGCUGUGCCCCACCCCACUGGCCAGGCCCAGCUUCAUCCCCCUGGGCAGCCACUCCCAUCCCCCUCCCCGGCCCUGGCGCCCUCCGGUCUGCUGUUUCUGGGGCUCCCUGUCUGGACACUGGGCAAGGGGGGAGUCGUGGCGUGUGGCCUUCAUGCCUGGUGUCACAGCAUGGUGGCUUGGGGGUCCCACCCUUCUCUGGUGCCCUGGGACACUCUGCGGAGUGCAGGUGCCCCCGCUGGUCGUCUGCUCGUGUCAGCCUGGGGGCCGUCCGCGUUCCCGCUGUCACGAAGGAUGCCACCGAGGACGUCCGCGUGCAGGCUCGCGCAGGACCGCGGCUCCGUGUGCCCCAGCAGUGUGCGAGGGUCCCCACGUCAGUGGCCGACACGUGGUAUCACGUCUCUGGUCAGCCGUGCGAGUGUGUACAGGGGUGCCCCCGCCAUUCUGGGGGUCUGGGGCGCAUCCCCAGUGAUUAAUGGCGGGCAGCAUCUUUCCACACGUCUGUUGCCCAUUUGUGGGUCAUCUUUGGAGAAAUUUCCGUUCGGGUCGUCUGCCGUCUUUUAAUUACGUUGCUUUGAAUGGUGAGAGUUCUUUGUCUGUUCUGGGUCGUGGACCUUAAAUGGUUUGUGAGUAUUUCCUGUCAUCUUUUCACUUUCUCCACAGUGUUCUUUGAAUCCAAAAGUCGACCAUGUUGAUGAUGUUCAGCACAUCUCUCUUUUUGUCACUUGUGCUUUCGGUGUCAUAUCUGAGCCACCGUUGCCUGGUGCAAGGUCACGAAGGUGUGCCUCUGUGUUUUCUCCUAAGCGUACUACGGUUCCAGCUUCCUGUUCGUCAGUCACAGCACAUUCGGCGUGAUCUCACGUUCGUUUCAGGUGUACAGCAUAGUGGUGAGACAUUUGCGUCAUUUACGAAGGGACCGGCCGGUUAGUCUGGGGCCCACCAGGCACCAUGCACAGUCAUUACCACAUUAUUGACCACAUUCCCUGUAAUGCACGUCCUCGUGUGGCUUCAGCUCUUAAAUUCAGGUGUUUGAUCCACUUUGAGUUAAUUUUUACACCUGCUGUGAGAUAGGCUCCGUUCUUUCGAGUGUGGACACCGAGCUGUCUGGGCACCACUCGUCGACAAGAUUGUUCCUCCCCCGCUGCGUUCUCUGGGCACCGUGCUGGGCGUCAGCUGACCGUGCAUGCCUGAGCGUAUCUCUGGGCUCCGUCUCUGUCCCAUGCCAGCACCAGCGUCUCGAUUAAUGCAGCUCUGCGGUGAUUCCGGAGUUGGGGACAGUGGGACCCCAACUUUGUUGUUUUUUCGAGGUCGGUUUUGCUAUUCUGGGUCCCUUGGGUUUCCAGGUGAAUUUUAGGAUCAAUUUGUCAAUUUCUGCGAAACGGAGAAAAAGGCAGCGGUGAUUUUGUCACAGGUUGCGUUGAAUCUGUCACCUCGGCAAGUGUCGUCAUCUUAACACUGAGUUUCCUGACUUGCGAACUUGGGCCAUUUUUUCAUUUAUUUGGAUCGUUAUUUCGGUGUUUUGUAGUUUUCAGCGUGCAGGUUUCGUGCUUGUUUUGUCAAAUUUAUCCUAAGUAUGUUAUUCUUUUUACGCCAUUGUAAAUAUAAUUGUCUUCUGAAUUUCGCGUUUGGAUUGUUUGGUGCUGAUACAGAGAAAUACGGCUGACUUUGGUGCGUCGGUCUUGUAUCUGCAACCUUGCUGAACUGGCGUGUGGACUCUGGGGAUGUCCUGUGCACACAGUCACGUCAUCUCCAAACAGGAGAUGCACCUCUCUGGCCGCGCUGGGGCCCUGUGCCUCUUCCUGCACCUGCCGCCUGGCGUGUGCCUCCGGCGUGGCGUCCGCAGUGGCGCCGACAGAGGCGUCCUCAUCCUGGUCCCCGUCUCGGAGGAAGAGCCUCUGCCUGUCACCGCCGAGUGUGACGUGGGCCGUGGGUUUGUCGUUUCGUUCAUGACUUCCGCUACGUUGAGGUAGCUCCUUCUGCUCCUACCUCGUGGAGUAUUUUUCAUGAAGGGACGAGGAGUUUUGUCCACGUUUAUUGAAACGACCGUGUCGUGCCUUGUGCAUCACAUUCGCUUUUCCUCCUCGAGUCAGCGCCAGUAGUUUGUGUGUUUCCAGAAGUUCGUCUGUUUCAUCUAGGCUGUUAUAAUUUGUCGGCUUACAAUUAUUUGUGGUAGAAAUAAUCUUUAUUUCUGUAAAGUGGUAGAAAUGAUUUUGGAGAUUCGAGUCUUCUCUUUUUUUAUUUUCUUGGUCAGUCUAGCUAAAGGUUUAUCAAUUUUACUGAUCUAUUCAAAAACCAACUUUCGGCUUUGUUGAUAGUCUCUUUUUUCCAUUCUUUAUUUCAUUAGUUUCCACCCUAAUCUUUAUUAUUUCGGUGGGGUUAGUUUUCCUUCUAGUUUCUUACGGUGGAAGAUUAGCUUAUUGAUUUGAGAUAUAGCUUCUUUUGAGCAUAGGUGUCACGUGGUGAACGCACAGCGCAACAUCCGUAUGACCUCGUAUUGAAUCGUGCACUUGAAACCUGAGUAAUCCUGUUAACCAGCGUCACCCCAGUAAGUUCAACUAAAACAAACAGCAGGUGUUCACAGCCGCGGACGCCUCACCCGCGCCCCCGGUCUCGUGCCUCUGCCGGAGCCUGCCUUCCCCGUCACUCACUCAGGAGCUCGCCGCGUUCCCACAGUCGUGAAUUUCCCAGCUUUCCUUCCGGUGCUCGAGUCCCGAUUUCAUCCCCUGGGGCCAAAGAACACGUUUCUCUGCGCUCAGCCGUCUGAGGUCAGGGACUGGUUUUGUGGCCUGACACGUGGUCUGUCCCGGAGGACGGCGAGGUGCCCGCACUGCCGGCCGGCCCCUCCCGGGCUGGUUUCGGCCCCGUCCUCCGUCCGCCACGGAAGGUGGGGUGUCGGCGUCCCCACCCACCCCUGUCGGACCGACUGCUUCUCCCGCGCUCCUGCCAGGUCUUGCCUCAGGUAUUGGGGCUGUGCGUGAGCGUGUACUGCGGGCUCCGUGCCGGGCCACCAGCGCAGUGACGUGCAUCUCGGAGUGAGUCGGAGCCUUUCCGCGGUGGAGGGUCUUGCGCCCAGGGGAGCGCGGUCACGGGCGGCGCCGGUGCGCGUGGGCCGCGCUUCCUCCCUCGGGGACUGACCUAAUUACGCGGCCUCUGCGCCUCUAGGAACUGUCUCCGUCUGUGUCUCUUGUGUGGCGUCAGCAUAGCUUUUGGGCGUCGUUUGCAUGGUGUAUCUUUCUCUCUCCUUUUACUUUUCAUUUUAUCUCUGAAUCUAAAGAGUUUCUUAGAGCAGCGCAUAGUUGAUCAUGGUUUCUAAUCUAUUCUGCCGAUCCCUGCUGCUCGAGUGGGGCGUUUAAUCCGCCUCCCCUUAACGUAAUUGCUGAUAAGGUAAGAUUUAUGUCUCCCGUUUCUGUUUGUUUUCUGCAUGUCUUCUUUCCCUUUCCUCCUCUGCCACUUCUUUCCUGAGUGUUAAAUGGGCAUUUAUAAUGCAGUCUAGUUUGAGUGAACACCAGCUUCAUUUCGGUGACAUACAAAGCUUUGCUCCAGUCUAGCUGUCCCCCCCAAGCUCUGUGUGCUAUUUUUGUCAUGCAAAUGAAAUCUUUAUAGAUCGUAAGCCCAUCAGCGUAGUUCCGUAAUUAUUGCUUUAUGCAGUUGUCUUUUAAAUCAGAUAGAUGGGGAAAAAAAGGGUUUGCAGCGAGAAGCGCAUCCGUAGAGUCUUUUAUUGGCUGUGUGGUCGCCUUCGCCGCUGUUCAUUUCUCUUUGGGAUGUGAGUCGUGUCUUUUGCUUGGUCCUAGAAGACGCCCAUUAGUAUUUUUUGUCGGGAGGGUCUACUGAAAACGAAAGUUCUCUCCACGUUCGUUUCCCUGGGAAAGUCUUCAUUUCUCCGUCACUUUUGAAAAACGGUUUUGCCAGAUACGGGGGUUUUUUCUCUCGGCACCUCGAAGGGGCCGUCCCGCCGCCUCUGGCCUCCCUGGCUUCUGACGGGAGCCAGCUGUCUGUGCACGGCCAGCAGGGUUUCUCCUUGCCGCUUGCAAGAUGCCGUCUUUGUCUUCAGAUGCUGUAACUCAGAAGUGUCUGGGUGUGGAUCUGUGCGUGUGCGUCCUCGUGGAGUUUGUUGGGCUUUGGGGACGCAGAGAUGGCUUUUCCUCACACUCGGGCCGUUUUGGCCAUCGUCUCCUCAGAGGUUUGUCCUGCCCCUUCUCCCGUCGCCGGGCGCUGCCGUGUGUGUCGGUGGCCGUGGCGUCCCCCUGGGCUCCGAGACCCUGCUCACUUUCCUCACUCUUCCCUUGCUCAGGCGGGACCCAGUGGUCCGUCUGCAACGUCCGGCUUCUUCACCGACUAAAGUCCGGCAACCUCCUGGUGAACUCCGCAUGUCAGCGCUUGACUCCUCAGCUCUAGAACUCUCCGUGGCUCCCUCCUGCACCUUUCGUCUGCUCACGGACGUUUCCUAUGUGCUGCAACGUCAUUCUCACACUUUGAUUCCUCGAAGUGUGAGCAGGCGGCUCACUCGGGGCCUUACUGCUGUUUCUUUACGCGUCUCAUAAUUUUCGUUGUUGGAAAUUGGACAUUUCAAAUACUAUGACGUGGCCGCUCUGGCGGUCAGACUCUACCCCUUCUGGAUUGUUUGGUUGUUGCUGUUUGCCUGUUGAGCGUCUGGACGAACUCCGUAAGCUCUGCAUCCUUUGCCGUGCUUGGCCACCGAGUCUCUGCUUGGUUAGCUAGGGGCGAGCUAAUGGCUGCACAGAAGUUUCCUUAAAUGCUUUGAUGCGGUGAGUCUUGCAGUUUUUACCAACAAGCUGUGUGUGUGUGUGGCGGGGGGGGCACCUUCCACACUCAGCCGGGCGGUCGCCAGCUCUGCCUUAGGACUUCCUCCUCCCCGAGCAGAGCCGCGGUCAGCCCGGGCGAGAGCUUAGGGCCUUCUUGGGGCCUUUGAGAUUUGGGGCCAGCUUCUUGUUGACCCCAACUGGUGUCACCACUGCAGGCAGCCACGAUGUUAAACUGUGCCGCUGAUUGCUUUCGACAAGCCCGCCUGAGCCAGUCGAGUCAGGGCGAACAAAGACACGCCCCGUGAGCGCGGUGGCUCCGGCCAGCGGCCAGACAAGCCAGACCGUCCUCCGAGGACGAGGCCUCUGGGCUGCCCCGCACCCGCUCCCCUUCCAGGGGCCGUGGGGCUGCCACGGAGCCGGAGAGCCGGGGGUGGGAGGAGCACGAGGUGGAAGCCGCAGAGCUCGCUUUCGCCGAGACUCAGCUGUUUUCUUGAGAAAACACCCCUUGGCAUUUUACAGGUCUUGGGUUAAUUCCCAGCGUUCUGAGCAGCUGAUUCUGUCACGUCUGUCCACUGCUCUGGGGCAUCCCAGGCGAGGCGGUGUCCCAGCCCUCUGUCCGCCUUGGGGAGGGUGACGUUCGCGUGGGGGGCAGGGCUCGAUGGCCGCCCGGGGCUCCUCCUGGCCUCCCGCCGCUCCCAGCCGUCCUGCAGCAGAUGUCCCUUUGCGCGUGGACGUGGCCCGGGCGCCGGCUUCCCAGAGGUGGGGCUGCGGGGCCGGCGUUUGUAGGGGCCCAGCGUGGGAGACCGCGUCUCUGCAGAAGCGCAGGGGCCGAGCGGGCUCGCUCCAGCCAUGCCGCCCCCUCCGCGUGCCCCCGGCAAGCGACCCGCCGGGCGGCCUGGAGGGCGGAAUCCGGUGACGGACCCUGCUCCGAGGGGUGGGACGGACACUUCGUGUCCCGGAGCGGCUGUCCUUGUCCUCCGCAGAUCACACGUCCCGCCCCGUGCUCACACUCUGUUGGGUCUUUGGUUUAUUAUUAAAAUGUAAGAGCUUUUUCCUUCAAGAAAACUAGCUCUACGUGGUGAGUUGCAAAUAUUUUCUCAGUUUGUUCUCUGAUUUUGCUCUUUUUUGCCAUGCAGAUUUUUUUUUAUGCACUUGAAUUUAAUCUUUCAUGGCUUCUGAGUUUGCUGUUUCUUCCCCACUCAAAGAUUAUACAAAAAAGUCCUUCCAUACUCCCUCCCAGUACCUUUAUGGGUUUCAUCUUUAUGUUUUAAUCACUGAUCUGUUCACUUAUUUUAAUAUAAAACAUGACCCAGGAAGUCUCAUUUUUUAUGUCAGAUAGCUACUCAGUUUUCCCAACCCCUUAUCGAUGAAUCCAUCGCUGUAGCUCUGGAACACCUGUCCCGUAUUAAAGCGCUCUUCGGAGUGGUCCCGUU
Molecule: messenger RNA, 10249 nt
Organism: Pteropus alecto (black flying fox)
Lineage: Eukaryota; Metazoa; Chordata; Mammalia; Chiroptera; Pteropodidae
Gene: UVSSA
Product: UV stimulated scaffold protein A
Exons: 14
Coding region: 843-3494 (883 amino acids)
Biological process (GO): transcription-coupled nucleotide-excision repair; response to UV
Cellular component (GO): chromosome
Molecular function (GO): RNA polymerase II complex binding
Source: RefSeq, a predicted model, not a curated record